Messenger RNA from Rhizophagus irregularis DAOM 181602=DAOM 197198, 909 nucleotides. NCBI's taxonomy places the organism in Eukaryota, Fungi, Glomeromycota, Glomeromycetes, Glomerales, Glomeraceae. The record is from RefSeq and is a predicted model, not a curated record.
AGAGUGAGAGACAUUUUUUUUUUUACGUGAUUCCCUAAAUAAUAAUGGGUUGUGUCUGUGUUAAACCUAAAGAAGAAGAAUAUAAAUUCCCUAUACCCGAUGAUGUAGAUAUCCCUUUUUCUCAAAUGUUACAUUAUGUACAUAGAUUUAUAUGGCAAGGAAAUUUUUCCUCCCCUGUUGAAGAAUGUUUAAAAUCUUCUAGUUCAAGAGCUCGAGUAUUGAACGUUAAAUGUGGUGAAGGCGCGUGGUUAAAAGAUAACGCUAAAUUAUAUCAAACUGCCGAUUUUUUUGGUUGUGAUAUUACCGCUACUUUACAAUAUGAUGUUUCUCCUUCAUUUCUUAAAGCUGAUAUUUUGGAUGGUCUUCGAUAUUAUGAUAAGAAUACCUUUGAUUUUAUUUAUCUUCAAUUCGGUUUAUACACUGAAAAUGAAUGGCGUGAUAAGGUUAUAAAAGAACUGGUUCGUUUAUGUAAACCUGGUGGUUGGAUAGAAAUUCUGGAUUGUGAAAAUCAAUUUUAUAACGAACGUGAUACGACAAGUCGAUUAGGACAAGCAUAUCGAUUAUAUCUUGAAUCUAAACAAAUAAACCCUCUGGUAAGUUCACUAUUCGAAGAAUUCUUGAGUAACACAAAUCAAAUUAUUAAAAUUCAUAAAGAAGAAAAAGAAUGUAUUUUAGGAGUUAAAGGAGGUAGAGUUGGAAAAUAUUUACUUCAAAAUAUCGUAACAACCUGGAAAAAUUCAAAAGUUUUAAUAUCAGAAUCUAUGGGAAUUACUCAAGAUCAAUAUGAUAAAUUAAUUCAACAAUUUAUAAAUGAAAUUAAUAAAUCGAAGACUUCUAUAAAAUUUGUAAGAGUUUAUGGUCAAAAAAAUGAUAGAUAGAAAAUUAAUAAAUAAUAAUAUUAAUAUUAAU